CUCACCACAGUUUGAAUAAUUCCUCAACAUGGCAAUUCCCAAUGAAGCUUAUGAUCAAGAUAGAGGAGUGCCCACGUUCAUCAACAAGCUAAGUUCUGCACUAAAGAGGAAGAAGAGGAAGGAGGAGGAGAAGGAAAAUAUUGAGCCAUCUCCCGUUGCUCGCUCUUUCUGUUCUCAAAACAAUGAGUUCGACUGCGUGUUUCGUUACUUCGACGAGAACGGCGACGGCAAGAUAUCGCCUGAGGAGCUUCGAGACUGUAUGAACGUCCUCAGAGAGGAGGUCUCGCUGGAGGUGGCUGAGGAAAUUGUGCGGUCUGCCGACUCCGAUGGCGAUGGGCUGCUAGGAUUCGACGAUUUCGUCGCGUUGGUGGACGUUAAGGAGGAGGAGGAGAAGGGGAGGAGCCUGAAGGAGGCAUUUGAAGUGUAUGAAAUGAAGGGAGAGGGUUGCAUUACCGCGAAGAGUUUGAGGAGGGCAUUAAGGGAAUUAGGGGAUCCGAGGAGUUUGAAGGAGUGUGAGGUUAUGAUAAGGAGAUUUGAUGAGAAUGGAGAUGGGGUUAUUAGCUUUGAUGAGUUUAGGAAUAUGAUGAUGAUGUAAUUAAAUAGAAUUUGUUGGUUCAUUGAUUCUAACAUAUUGUUUUGGUGUUAAUCGGAGAAAUUAACACAUUGAAGAAUUAGAAGAGCAUUUGUUAAUUUGUGUUGAAUUCAAUAAUUUUUAAUUUCUGUUCUCUGCAAAUAUGAUGUAUGGGUAGGUGUAUAUAAUGUGGAUGACCCUUGUAUCUCAGUUGGACGAAUACAAACAUUUU
Molecule: messenger RNA, 803 nt
Organism: Asparagus officinalis (garden asparagus)
Lineage: Eukaryota; Viridiplantae; Streptophyta; Magnoliopsida; Asparagales; Asparagaceae
Product: probable calcium-binding protein CML31
Exons: 1
Coding region: 29-595 (188 amino acids)
Molecular function (GO): calcium ion binding; enzyme regulator activity
Source: RefSeq, a predicted model, not a curated record